Molecule: messenger RNA, 1194 nt
Organism: Meira miltonrushii
Lineage: Eukaryota; Fungi; Basidiomycota; Exobasidiomycetes; Exobasidiales; Brachybasidiaceae
Product: methionine adenosyltransferase
Exons: 1
Coding region: 1-1194 (397 amino acids)
Biological process (GO): S-adenosylmethionine biosynthetic process
Cellular component (GO): cytosol
Molecular function (GO): ATP binding; methionine adenosyltransferase activity
Source: RefSeq, a predicted model, not a curated record
AUGGUUUCAGCACAAAACCCUCAAACAAACGGAUCCCGGGCUCCUUUGCCUGAUGGACAAUUCCUCUUCACCUCUGAAUCCGUUGGUGAAGGUCACCCAGACAAGAUUUGUGAUCAAGUUUCUGAUGCAAUCUUGGAUGCAUGCUUGGAACAAGACCCAAACUCAAAAGUCGCUUGUGAAACUGCAACAAAGACUGGUAUGAUUAUGGUCUUUGGUGAAAUCACAACAAAGGCACAACUUGAUUACCAAAAAGUCAUCCGUAACAAGAUUAAGGAAAUCGGUUAUGAUUCCAGCGAAAAAGGUUUCGAUUACAACACAUGUAAUGUCUUGGUAGCAAUCGAACAACAAUCUCCUGAUAUCGCUCAAGGUUUGGACCAUGGUGAUUUGGAAGCACACGGAGCAGGUGACCAAGGUAUCAUGUUCGGAUAUGCUACUGAUGAAACCCCUGAAAUGAUGCCUGCAACAAUCGUUUUGGCACAUAAAUUGAACACUGCCAUGUCUGCCGCUCGUCGUUCAGGUGCUUUGGCUUGGUUGCGUCCUGACACAAAGACACAAGUUACCAUUCAAUACAAGAAGGAUGGUGGUGCUAUGAUUCCCGUUCGUGUUGAUACAGUUGUCGUUUCAGCUCAACACUCUGAUGAUAUCUCUACAGAAGAUUUGCGUAAAGAGAUCUUGGAAAAGAUUGUUAAGCAAGUCAUCCCUGCCAACUUGUUGGACGAUCACACUGUCUACCACAUUCAACCUUCCGGAAGAUUCGUUAUCGGUGGACCUCAAGGUGAUGCCGGUUUGACCGGAAGAAAGAUCAUCGUUGACUCUUACGGUGGUUGGGGUGCACACGGUGGUGGUGCUUUCUCCGGAAAGGAUUUCUCAAAGGUCGACAGAUCCGCCGCAUACACUGCUCGUUGGGUUGCCAAGUCUCUCGUUGCCUCUGGUUUGGCCCGCCGUUGUUUGGUUCAAUUGUCUUACGCAAUCGGUGUUGCUGAGCCAUUGUCCGUCUUUGUUGAUUCUUACGGAACAAGCAAAAAGACUGAUGCUGAAUUGGUAAACAUUGUCCGAUCAAACUUCAACCUCAAGCCAGGUGUGAUUGUGCGCGAUUUGGGAUUGCAAAAGCCAAUUUACGCAAAGACUGCUUACGGUGGUCACUUUGGACGUAGCGAAUUCAGCUGGGAACAACCCAAGCAACUUCAACAUUAA